CGGCUGAGCAAGCAAGUGACGCAACCCACGGGAUCAAAACAGGAAAUAUGCUGGUCAAUUUCUCCUCAAAAACCAACUGCAGCAUUCUGCAGAUUAUCUCGACAAUGCAAAGAAAGUGUGUUAUCCAGUAUAUACAUCUUAAAAAUGACCACAUGGUCCUGAAAAACAUUAUUUGGAUGUACGUCGAGAUAAUACCCGCUGUUUUUGAAAGAUAAAGUGGCUAGCUAGAUUUCCAAGUCACUCUUAGGCUUUUGCUAGCACACUCAACUGUGUUGAAAUGAUCCAGGUAUCAUCCAGACGUAUGGGCUGAACAUUACCAUAUAUAGGCCUGGUGACUGCGGUGCGGCUGGAGUUGCAGACCACCCCUGCGCCUGAGAAAUGUAAACUGACAGGCAGUCAUUAACAGAUCGAGGCCGGAAGAGGACAGUCAACAAAACAGAUCACUUGACAACAUUAUCAAGCUAACCCAACCACUAAACAUGUCAUCCGAACAAAUAAUCGUAAUUGUCAUGGAUGACAAAACGUACAACGUCAACAAAGGCAAGUUGAUAGAAAAAAGCGACUACUUCCGUGCACUGUACAGCUCUGGGAUGCGCGAGUCCAGAGAGGAUUCAGUGCAACUGCAGGGGCUGAGUGUGCCAGGGCUCGAGCUGGUCCUGGAGUUUAUCAACACCUCCAAAGUGAAAGUAGUCAACGAGACCCUGGAAGACCUCAUUGAGACUGCAUCUUUUUUGCAAGUCACCUCUAUCCUAAAACUCAUUUCGUCUGAAAUUCGAAAAGAGAAUUGUGUGGAACUCUACAGCCUAUCUGAGGUAUAUGGAACUCAUGAUCUACGCAACGCUUGUCUCAGAUAUAUGAGCUGUCACUACCACCCGAUGCUGCGGAGACCAGAGUUCAGCGACUUACCUGUUGCUCUGCGCCACCAGGUUAGAGAGAUGCGUAUGAAAGGCACGGCCACUCUGGUGGCUAUCGGACUCUUCACCUGUUUGGCUCUGGACCUACCAGACCAGGACGAGCCCUGGUCCAUGCUGAGGUAUGGGGAAGUGGAGCAGCGCUGGAAGCCGCUCGCUAACAACCUGCCCUCUGACAUGGUCAAUGUGAGAGGCUACGGCUCAGCCGUGUUGGACAACUACCUGUUCAUUGUCGGUGGGUACAGAAUGACCAGCCAGGAGAUCUCAGCGGCACACUGCUACAACCCCUGUAGAAAUGAAUGGAACCAGGUAGCCCCCCUGAACCAGAAGAGGUCCAACUUCAAGCUGCUGGCGGUACGAGGGAAGCUGUAUGCAGUGGGAGGCCAGUGUCAGGGCACUGUGGAGUGCUACAGCCCUGAGCAGGACUGGUGGACCUGCGUGUCGUCACUACCCGACCCCCUGGCAGAGUUCUCUGCCUGCGAGUGCCAGGGCAUGAUCUACGUCAUGGGAGGAUAUACUGCCAGAGACAGGAAUACCAGCGUACUCCGCUACUGCCCCACCUCUGACAGUUGGACAGUGUUCCGCUCCUGCUCGGCCCACGUGCGUAAGCAGCAGAUGCUCUCGGUGGAAGAUACCAUCUACCUGGUAGGGGGGUACACCCACGAGCUGGAGCCGGGUCCGGGGCGGCGGGCCAGCCAGACGGAGGACAUGCUGACGGUUCAGUCUUAUAACGUGACCACGGGGGAGUGGCUCCACCUGAAGGACAACACCUCCAAGUCGGGCCUGAACCUCACGUGCACGCUGCACAACGACGGCGUCUAUAUUAUGUCGCGCGACGUCAGCCUGCCCACCAGCCUGGAGCACCGCGUCUUCCUCAAGUACAACAUCUUCUCAGACGCCUGGGAGGCCUUCAGACGCUUCCCCGCGCUGGGCCAGAAUAUGCUACUCUGCUCCCUCUAUCUGCCCAACGUUCUAUGAGCGUUGCGGAUGGAAUGUAGGAUGUUUAGUUGAUGCCAGUGGUCGUACAGUCCAAAGACUAUGUCAUAUGCCACAAGAGGCUUGUUUGUGCCUGCUGCGGCUACAUAGCUCCCAUGAAGAGAAGUGGUAACGGUAGAGCUGUAGAUGGCUGCAGUAGGACACGGUGUGGCCACAUCCCCGUUGGUGGGACAAAAUCUAGAAAGACACCGCUUGUUACAUUAUUUAAACCUUAAAGUAGCUACAAGCACAGGCAAAAUAACAAUCCUGCAUUGUGGGUCAAUGUCUAAGUUUGCAUAGCAGCAUUGGCCUACUAUCGAGAUCCAUUUUCGGAUUCUUUGAUUAGAAGUAGACUUGAAUCAUAUAGAACAUUCCCUAUUGUUUACACUGCACAUUAAAAAUAUAUCGAUAUGCAAAAAUCUUCGUCUUAGUAUUCACUACAAACCUUAAACGCUAAUGCAAAUUAGUAAUAGAUUUAAUACAUGUCAUAUUGGAUAUUGAAGAAAUUUUGUAGCUAAGAAGUGGCUUUGGUUUUACACUGCCGGUUUUGCAAUGGGCGAUUUGAAGAAUUGAAAUAAAAUGCUAAGCUGAUGCCGGACCACAGUUAAUACUGUAACUAAACAAAUGUUUUAACUCUUGCGUGUGAAGAAAAAUGGUAGAAUCAUGAGUGGAUGAAAUUGAGUAAUUCAUUGACUGGAUUUAACUUAUGAACAUUGUUUAGAAAACAAAUGCUAAGCUCAGCAGCAGUACAGUUGAAUGAAAUGGAUAAGGAACGUGCCUUCUCCCUCACCUGGGGGGAUUUUGUACAGAUGAACAAGAGUUGAAUUGUAAGUGACCAACCAAAACUGUGUUUUUUCCCCCCCUUUUCCCUGUUGAAUUAUCAGGAAAGAGCUUUCACUAGGGUACGUUAAGGACAAAUUGAUGAAACACAAUGAGAAUGUAGUUUUGGUUUAAAGGUAGACACUCAGCGAUAUGAAGCAGAAAAGUAAACAACAUAGUAGGUCAAUUUCCACAACUAAGAAGCGUAGAAGCCUGAGACUCGACUUCUCAGCUAUUUUGGUGCCCUGGCUACCAUGCUGUGAACAGCGUGACGCGAACCCGUGCACAGAUACUGUGUGUGACUGUCGCUCAUCUCUAUAUCUCCGGUGCUGUUUGUGGCAACGUAACUUUGCUGAGUCUACCUUUAAUUAAAGGGGAUUUACAAACCUUUUCUCUGGAGAUAGACUGUGUUCAUACAAGCUUUCUGCUGAUAAUACAGCUACGUUGUUUGGCUCCUAAAGAUGUGUUGGAGUUUGAUUAAUGUACUGUAUAUUGUUUUGUCACCUCUGGUUUUGUUCUGACAGAUGCCUUGGACUUUGACUUAAAAGAAUAAAGAAAAUAUUCAGGGA
Molecule: messenger RNA, 3274 nt
Organism: Salmo salar (Atlantic salmon)
Lineage: Eukaryota; Metazoa; Chordata; Actinopteri; Salmoniformes; Salmonidae
Product: kelch-like protein 42
Molecular function (GO): protein binding
Source: RefSeq, a predicted model, not a curated record